AUAUGCACGUGUAUAUAUUCGCCCACAUAGAUAAGAGAGUACAUAGAAGCACAGAUAUAAAAACCUAAUAACUGCAUGCCCCGACGCAUGCUCCGUUUCGGGGUCUGGCUGGGGUGAUAUCCAGUCGGGUAAGAGAGCUUCGUCUGGUAACGCCUGCUUCGCGUCGAUCAUUACCUGGCGGAGCGCGAGCCCGUCGAAGACGCUGCCGAGCAAAAAGAUGAGGGGUGCUUUCCCCUUUUAUCGUUCAAUUUCUUGUCGAUACGUUUCUCGGCAUCUCGAAUACUGAGGACACCUCCUCAUCGAGCCAAGUCCAUGUUCGUAAAGCGAGGGGAAAUUUAUUGGACCCGGGGAAUACGUCAGAAGCUCGACCGGCUUGGCUCGGGAUAGCUCGGUGGCCAGGUCCAGGCACUUUUAUCAGCGAUUAAACGGCGGUUGGCCUCGACUGCAACGCCGGCCUUGGACAUCGGUGACCACGUCAUCGUCGGCAUCCCCGGAACACACGCGCGUGGCUAGAACGCAAAGACGAUAAUCGUCGUUGUUGAUGAUACUCGUUGACAACCGAUUGGAUGUCCACAUCGUACCAAACUAGCAACAUGGAUGAACACGAGAAAAACCUGAUGACAGGGACGCUGGAACAAAGGAAAGAAGCUUUCAAGGAGGACGAGGAGCUCAUGAGGGAAACGACGAAAUUUAUUAGCGAAGUGAUAGAGACCGCUACUACGGAAGCCUCGAAAAGAAAAGCUCAGUCGGAGGGAGCUGAUAUAGGAGAAGGCAGUAGAUUGAAGGGUGGCGAUACCAUCGCUGGAUGGAACAACCGAGCGCGUGGAUUCUGCAAUCGUAUUCUGAAUGCCCUUUGCCCAUGCUUCACCAAUCAUGAACUGUUCGCCUGGACUCCGUACCGGUAUCGCUUCACACGACCUUAACCGUUCGAUGACCUCCGGAUUUCCCGUUCCGCCGCAAUUGAUGCAUAUUAACAAAACUAGGAUUAAGCUCUUUCCACUGUCAAUUCAGAUCUUUCGCGCGUCACGCGUCUUUCAAGCCACAACUGAAGACAUCUGUCACGUAUCUAUUUAAAAAUGAACAAAAUCAACGCGACUCUGUAAAUCUCGAUGGCUGAGGAUACUGUCAUUUAUUUGGACAUUAAUCGUGCAUGAACACGAGAACUAUCUUAGCGUACAAAUUCGAAGUUGCGUCGACAUAUGCCCGAAUUAAUCUUUCUGAUGUCGCGUGAGAGAGACGAGGGUUGAAUCUGCUACUUCGGCUGUUGUGUAGCCGAAUGUGAGAAAAUCUACAUUAGUGUUCAAUGGAAGAAGUAAUUAAUUGUGUAAUUAAUUGAAAGCGUGUACUUCGUUUUGCAGCGAACUGCGACGCUUUGGACAGUUCGAUCGAACAUGGCAAUAGUUGAUUUCUUGUUUCGUUCGAAAUUUGUGUCAUUUUAAUUAUUAUGCCUUUCGAUUCUACAAGUAUCCUGGCAGUAAUGUCAUGUGACUGAUAUAGUUCCUGUCUCGCGUUUUUCAAAUAUUAAAUUUACUUUAAUCAAACGUAUAUAAAAAA
Messenger RNA from Camponotus floridanus (Florida carpenter ant), 1554 nucleotides. RefSeq lists its product as uncharacterized. The transcript is spliced from 5 exons. NCBI's taxonomy places the organism in Eukaryota, Metazoa, Arthropoda, Insecta, Hymenoptera, Formicidae. Bases 567 to 923 code for a protein of 118 amino acids. The record is from RefSeq and is a predicted model, not a curated record.